AUGCACCAUGGCAUCCAGCUCCCCUUCCUCCUGCUGCUUCUCGUUCAGGUGUGGCCCUGUGACUCUGUCCAGGAGAUUCAGACCAAUCAGGAGACCAUCAUGAAGAUCAAUUCUGCAGGGCAGUUGAUGCAGUGCUCUGCGGGUGUGGAUCUCCUCCUGCUGAUGGACAGCUCGUACAGUGUUGGGAAGGGCAGCUUUGAGAGGUCCAAGCACUUUGUGCUGAAGCUGUGUGAAGCCCUGGACGUGCAGCCCAGCAGGGUGAGGGUCGGCGUGAUUCAGUUCAGCUCCGUUGCUCACCUGGAGAUCGCCCUCGACUCAUACCAGACCAAGGAGGAGCUUAGGAAACGCGUCAAGAAGCUCUCCUUCAAGGGCGGCAGCACGCAGACCAGCUCGGCUCUGAAGUAUGUGCUGUGGAAAGGCUUUCCCGGGGGUCGAAACGGCACGGUGCCUCGGGUUCUGGUGCUCCUGUCUGAUGGGAAGUCUCAGGGCAAUGUGCAGCUGCCCGCCGCGGAGCUGAAGAAGGAGGGAGUCACCCUGUUCGCCGUGGGAAUCCGAUACCCCAGGUGGGAGGAGCUACAUGCUCUGGCCAGUAUUCCCACGGAACGGCAUGUUUUCUUCGCUGAGCACUUCUAUGACGCGGUCAACGGCCUGUACAGCACACUCACCCACUCCUCUGUCUGCUCCGCUGUGCCCACAGGCUGCAGGAUAGAACCUCACCCCUGCGAGCGGAAAACACUGGAAACCGUGAAGGAACUGCAGGGAAAUUUCAUGUGCUGGAAAGGAUCCAAAGGUUACUCUCCCUCAACCUCCCUCUGCCCUUAUUACAGGUGGAACAGAAUUUAUAAGAAGCACCAAACGACCUGCUACAGAACAACAUGUCCAGAGCCCUGUGACUCCCAGCCGUGUCAGAACGGGGGCACCUGCGUGUCUGAGGGGCUGGACAGCUUCCGCUGUGUGUGCCCGGCGGGGUAUGCGGGAGACCCCAACUGUGCCCCUAAAUUAACUUUAGACUGCACAGUGGAUUUGCUCUUCCUGGUGGAGGGCUCCACCACUCUCACUCUGGAGGGGUUUCUGCGCUACAAGUCUUUCCUUAAGCGCUUCCUGCAGGCGGUGCUGGCCGCAGACACGCCCGUGAACGUUGGCGUGGCCCAGUAUGGGAGCGAGGUGCGGAUGGAGAUGCGUAUCGGGGAGUACAGCUCGGUGGCGGAGCUGCUGGCGGCAGUGGAGCGCAUGCAGCCGAGCGGGGGGGAAGCGCGGACGGGCAAGGCGCUCCGCUACGUCACGCGCAACGGCUUCAAGAGCACGCCGGUGUUCGCCGACGUGCAGGACGACCUGCCGCGCGUGGCGGUGCUGCUGACCGACUCGCCCUCGGCCGACGCAGUCAGCGAGCCGGCCAGGUACGCGCGCGACCGCGAGAUCUUCCUCAUCGCCGUGGGACCCGAGGCCCUGAAGCCGCAGCUGCACAACAUCACUGGCAACAUCCAGCGCACCGUCACCUACAGCAGCCAGAGCCACCUCUUCACCAAGAUCCCUGAGCUCAGAGCCAAGAUCUGCAGCGUGGACAACCAGGGCUGCCUGGGCCAGGCGGUGGACCUGGUGUUCGUGCUGGACGCCUCGGCGGGGGUGGGCCGGGAGAACUUUGCCCGCCUGCGUGACUUUGUGAGGAGCGCCUCGGUGCAGUUCGACAUAAACCGCGACGUGGCACAGAUCGCGCUGGUGGCAUACGGCCGCCGGCCCGUCACGGCCUUCGACCUGGACGCCCACGACUCGGGCGCCGCCGUCCUGCGUGCCAUCGGCGAGGUGGCCUACCUGGGCGGUGGCUCGUCCACCGGCAGCGCCCUGCUGCACGUCCACAGCCAGGUGCUGACCGUCCACAAGGGGGCGCGGCCGGGGGUCAACAAGGCUGUGGUGGUCAUCACCGACGGGGCCGGGGGGGAGGACGCCGCCGUCCCCGCCCAGAAGAUCCGCGACAACGGCGUGUCCGUCUUCGCCAUCGGGAUUGGCGACGUCCAGAGAGACAGCCUGCUCCGCAUGGCUGGCUCUGAGGAUCACAUGAUCUCCGUCCCCUCCUACGAGGACCUCAAGUACUUUGAGGACGUGCUGGUGCAGAUGGUGUGCGCAGACGCCAAGAGGCCGGUGAACCUGUGCAAGCCCAACCCCUGCAUGAACGAGGGGAUCUGCAUCCUGCUGAACGGGAGCUACCGCUGCGAGUGCAGGGGGUGGGAGGGGCCCCACUGCGAGACACGUGCCUCACGCACUUCAAGCCGCGGUGACCUCCCAAAACCUGCAUCACUGAGACGGCGUCAGAGGAAGAGCCACAAAGAGCUGCUCCAACGCUAUAGAGAACAACGUCGCAAAAAACACACCACCCAGUAACACACACACACACACACACACACACACACACACUCUACCCCAGCCCAGUAACACAUGGCCUGUCAUUUCAAAAGCAGCUGAGGUCAACUGAGCUGCACCUUGAUUUGAAGAAGCCCGUCACUGUGUCAGAGAAGAGGCCACAGAGGGGUCCCGCAGAGGGGUUUCGCGCUGGUCCAAGUUCUGUCUGCUUCGCCUCUACCCCCAUCUCCCACCCCACUGAACCCCGUCUGUUUACAAUGUGCCUUAUCUAUAG
This is a messenger RNA of Megalops cyprinoides (Indo-Pacific tarpon), 2629 nucleotides long. RefSeq names its product von Willebrand factor A domain containing 2 (gene vwa2). Lineage: Eukaryota; Metazoa; Chordata; Actinopteri; Elopiformes; Megalopidae. Gene Ontology annotation, biological process: calcium-independent cell-matrix adhesion. Gene Ontology annotation, molecular function: calcium ion binding. The coding region runs from base 1 to 2376 and encodes 791 amino acids. The transcript has 13 exons. Gene Ontology annotation, cellular component: basement membrane. The record is from RefSeq and is a predicted model, not a curated record.